Molecule: messenger RNA, 3495 nt
Organism: Menidia menidia (Atlantic silverside)
Lineage: Eukaryota; Metazoa; Chordata; Actinopteri; Atheriniformes; Atherinopsidae
Source: the annotation of a GenBank genome assembly
UUGCUCCCUAAUUCCUGCCCCAUUCACACCUUUUUUAGUUCAGGCCCGGCUGGAGGAGCUGGUCUCCGGUCCCGUGUCUCCAGACGCCCACCGGCCGCCGGACCCUCGCACAAAGGCCUCCGAUUGAGGUUUGAGAAGGGGCGGAUCUACACCUACAUCGGGGAGGUGGUGGUGUCGGUGAACCCGUACCGGGCCAUGAACAUCUACGGCCGGGACACGGUGGAGCAGUACAGAGGCCGGGAGCUCUACGAGAGGCCGCCGCACCUGUUCGCCAUCGCCGACGCCGCCUACAAGGCCAUGAAGAGGCGGAACAAAGACACCUGCAUAGUCAUCUCAGGGGAAAGCGGAGCAGGAAAGACGGAGGCCAGCAAAUACAUCAUGCAGUACAUCGCUGCCAUCACCAAUCCCAACCAGAGGGCCGAGGUGGAGCGGGUGAAAAACAUGCUGCUUAAAUCCAACUGUGUCCUGGAGGCCUUCGGGAACGCCAAAACCAACCGCAACGACAACUCCAGCCGCUUCGGCAAGUACAUGGACAUCAACUUCGACUUUAAGGGCGACCCCAUCGGGGGCCACAUCAGCAACUACCUGCUGGAGAAGUCCAGAGUCAUUUUCCAGCAGGAAGGAGAGAGGAGCUUCCACUCGUUCUACCAGCUGCUAAAAGGAGCCCCAGAGUCCCUUUUACGGUCUCUGCACAUCCAGAAAGACCCAGCGGCCUACAAUUACAUCAAAGUGGGGGGCCACAUUAAGUCUGGCAUCAACGACGGCGCCGAUUUCAAAGCUGUGGCCGACGCCAUGAAAGUGAUCGGGUUCACCGGGGAGGAGAUUCAGACCGUUUACAAGAUCCUGGCCACCAUCCUGCACCUGGGAAACCUGACGUUCGGGGUGGACGGAGACGUGACCCUGAUAGAGAACACCAAGCUGGUGUCUGUGAUCCGGGAUCUGCUCUCCACCAAAGAGGAGAGCGUGGAGAAGGCGCUGCUGUACCGCACGGUGGCCACGGGCCGCGACGUCAUCGAGAAGCAGCACACGGCUCAGGAGGCCGGAUACGGGCGGGACGCCCUGGCCAAGGGAAACCUGACGUUCGGGGUGGACGGAGACGUGACCCUGAUAGAGAACACCAAGCUGGUGUCUGUGAUCCGGGAUCUGCUCUCCACCAAAGAGGAGAGCGUGGAGAAGGCGCUGCUGUACCGCACGGUGGCCACGGGCCGCGACGUCAUCGAGAAGCAGCACACGGCUCAGGAGGCCGGAUACGGGCGGGACGCCCUGGCCAAGAACUACGACGCCAGAGUCCACGGGAAGAACACGGUCAUCGGGGUGCUGGACAUCUACGGCUUUGAGAUCUUCCAGAACAACAGUUUUGAACAAUUCUGCAUCAACUACUGUAACGAGAAGCUGCAGCAGCUGUUCAUCCAGCUGGUGCUGACGCAGGAACAGGAGGAGUAUCAGAGGGAGGGCAUCCCCUGGAAACACAUCGAUUACUUCAACAACCAGAUCAUCGUGGACCUGGUGGAGCAGCAGCAUAAAGGCAUCUUCUCGGUUCUGGAUGAGGCCUGCAUGAACGUGGGCAAAGUCACAGACGAAGUUUUCCUCCAGGGACUCAACGGCAAACUGGCCAAGCACGCCCACUACACCAGCCGCAAGGAAGAGGAGGGUGAGGAUGAUGAGGAUGAUGAUGAGGAAGAUGAUGAGGAUGAAGAUGAGGAUGAGGAGGGUGGUGAGGAUGAGGAGGGUGGUGAGGAUGAAGAUGAGGAUGAGGAAGAUGAUGAUGAGGAUGAUGAUGAUGAGGAUGAGGAGGAUGAUGAGGAUGAUGAAGAUGAUGAUGAUGGGCUCUUUUUCUGUCUUCUGCAGCUUUCGCCCACCGAUAAGAGUCUGGAGUUUGACAGAGACUUUCGGAUCAGGCACUACGCUGGAGACGUGGUCUACUCCGUGGUGGGCUUCAUCGAUAAGAACAAGGACACCCUGUUCCAGGACUUCAAGAGGCUGCUGUACAACAGUUUCUGUCUUCUGCAGCUUUCGCCCACCGAUAAGAGUCUGGAGUUUGACAGAGACUUUCGGAUCAGGCACUACGCUGGAGACGUGGUCUACUCCGUGGUGGGCUUCAUCGAUAAGAACAAGGACACCCUGUUCCAGGACUUCAAGAGGCUGCUGUACAACAGUUCUAACCCGGUUCUGAAGGGGAUGUGGCCCGAGGGGAAGUUAAGCAUCACCGAGGUCACAAAGCGCCCGCUAACAGCCGCAACGCUUUUCAAAAACUCCAUGAUCUCGCUGGUGGAAAACCUCGCCAGCAAGGAGCCGUACUACGUGCGCUGCAUCAAACCCAACGAGGUGAAGUCCCCCCUUCUGCUGGAGCAGGAGCGCUGCCGCCACCAGGUGGCGUACCUGGGGCUGCUGGAGAACGUCCGGGUCCGCCGCGCCGGCUUCGCCUACCGCCAGACCUACGCCCGCUUCCUGCAGAGGUACAAGAUGAUCUCGGAGUUCACCUGGCCGAACCACGACCUGCCGGCGGACCGGGACGCGGUGAAGAAGCUGAUGCAGGGCUGCCGCUUCCACCACGACGCCGCCUACGGGAACACCAAAGUCUUCAUCCGCACGCCGCGCACGCUCUUCAGCCUGGAGGAGCAGCGCGCCCAGAUGGUCCAGAGGAUCGUGCUCUUCCUCCAGAAGGUGUGGAGGGGAACCAUCGCCAGGAUGCGGUACCGGCGCAUGCGCGCGGCUCUGAUCAUCCUGCGGGCCUACAGACGCUAUAAGGUCAAAUCCUACAUCCGCGAGGUCAACCGCCGCUUCAAAAACGUGCGCUCCAUGAGGGACCACGGCCGGCACGUGAAGUGGUGGGCCUGGACUCUCAUCAAAGGCCUCUCCCCGGAGGAGGCCGUGCAGGUGAGGUCAAAGGUCGCCUGCCUGGAGGCCCUGAAGGGCCAGAGGGGCGACCUGGGCCUGCAGAGGGCCUGGGAGGGGAACUACCUGAAGCGCGACAGCCCCGACUCGGCCUCCUGCUUCACGCUGGUCUCCAGCGAGCUCCAACGGAAGGACAAGUUCAUGAGGAUCCUGUUUUCCUGCAACGUCCGGAAGAUCAACCGCUUCCACAAGGCGGAGAACCGGGCCGUGCUCAUCACCGACCGCCACCUGUACAAGAUGGACCCCCUGAGGCAGUACAAGCCCAUGAAGAGCACCCCCCUCUACAACGUAACGGGGCUGAGCGUGUCCCCGGGGAGGGACCAGCUGGUGGUGUUCCACACCAAGGACAGCCGGGACCUGGUGGUGUGCCUCCAGGGCAUGGCCCCCCCCAGCGAGAGCCGCAUCGGGGAGCUGGUGGGCACGCUGCUCAGCCACUUCAAGAGUGAGAAGAGGAAGCUGCAGGUGAACGUGGCGAGCCCCAUCCAGUGCAGCAUGAACGGGGGGAAGUGCACGGUCAUCGUGGAGCAAAAGAUCAACCAAAUCCAGCCGGACUUCACCAAGAGCCGGUCCGGCUACAUCCUGGCCGUCCCCGGGAACUGA